This is a messenger RNA of Trypanosoma brucei brucei TREU927, 1863 nucleotides long. RefSeq names its product Gp63-1 surface protease homolog, putative. Gene Ontology annotation, cellular component: membrane; cytoplasm. NCBI's taxonomy places the organism in Eukaryota, Euglenozoa, Kinetoplastea, Trypanosomatida, Trypanosomatidae. The transcript has a single exon. The record is from RefSeq and is a predicted model, not a curated record. Gene Ontology annotation, biological process: proteolysis; cell adhesion. Gene Ontology annotation, molecular function: metalloendopeptidase activity. The coding region runs from base 1 to 1863 and encodes 620 amino acids.
AUGGCAGUGAUUAUGUUCCCUCGUUAUAUCAUUCCCUUUUUAUUGGGUUUGAUAUUAUGUGGUGAUGUGAGUGAAGGCAAUAUCCCACCGCAUCGGUGUGACUUCGGUAAGUUGAUGAAAAACAUGAGUGUGCGGGAACCUCCAGUGGUGGAUGAACCUCCAGUACCUAAAGGAGAUCUGGUGCAUGCGAUUGCUACGAGUUCAACGGCAGGAUGGCAUCCCAUCCGAGUUCAGGUGUUUGACUUUGACAUUAAAAACCGGAACAAAUAUUGCGAAAAGGAAGGCCAAGUUCGCUCUAACUUCAGGGACGCAUACUACGAGUGUACAACUGCUUCUGUGCUGACAAAGGAAAAGAAAGCUCUUCUGGCUGUUGUUAUACCGGAUGCAUUGAAGAUGCACACUGAUCGUCUCAUGGUACAACCAGUUCACGACCCAAUUAAGGUUUAUGAAAAACAAACAUUUUGCAAUAACUUCAGCAUUCCCAGAGACCACUACACUACAGGUGUCUCCGGUGCUGAUAUGGUGUUAUAUGGUGCCGCUGGUCCAAUGGGUUCACCUGCAGCAUGGGCAGGUCCGUGUUCGAGGGUAAGUGGUCAACGCCCUACUGUUGGUGUUUUCAAUAUUGGACCUGAAGUGCUGACCUCUCAUGAUAGUAGUAUGCGUGUGACGGCACAUGAAAUUGCUCAUGCUCUUGGAUUUGGUUUUGAUAUCAUGGAGGAACUGAAGCUUGUGGAAAAGAAAUCUGGCAUCCGUGGUAAGAAUGAUGUAUGGGUUGUGACAUCACCAACUGUGGUAAAGAAGGCGCAGGAAUUUUAUGGUUGUAAUGAAAUUAAGGGUGUGGAGCUGGAGGACGAAGGUGGUGACGGUACGAAAAACUCACAUUGGGAGCGUAGGAUUGCAAUGGAAGAGAUGAUGACUGGUUUGAAAAGCAGCGAUGGAGGCCGUUAUAGUGUGCUAACUAUGGCAUUAUUUGAGGAUAUGGGUUUUUAUAGAGCCAAAUGGGGAAAUGAAGAAGAUAUGCAUUUUGGUAAAGGACGAGGCUGCGAUUUUCUGGAAAAGAGGUGUGUAGAGAAUGGAAGGAGCAACUUUCCUGAUGUGUUUUGUACGUCAAAGGCCAGGGACACUGAGAUCUUUUGUACAUCUGAUCGUGGUGGGUUGGGGUCAUGUGCCAUUCAGACACAUGAGUCUCCAAUACCUGAGCAAUAUCGAUAUUUUGCUGACGAAAAGAAAGGUGGUCCCGCUGAACUGCUUGAUUACUGCCCUUACAUACGCCUCUUUUCGAAUACCGGUUGCACUGAUGGAAAUCCGAACGUAAUGCUGGGAAGUCGUGUUGGACCUAACUCACGGUGUGUCAAAGGAACUCGGCUUAGACUUCAAAAAAAAAAAGGUGUUCCUCUUGCAGAUAUAUGUGUUGAAGUGAAUUGUGAGUCAGAUAUUCUUCAGGUGCGUUUUGUUGGUGAUAACCGUUGGUAUGAUUGCCCUGAGGGAAGAAAUGUGACAUCUAAUGUGACAUUCUCCAGCGGUUCUAUUCAGUGUCCUGAAAAGUCUGAGUUGUGUGCCUCGAAGAUUCUGAGGCGGAUCACAGUCCCCUCCGCAGUUGCCUUCCCAGUUACCUCUCCAGGGCCUUCAACAGGACCUUUCGCAGCGCCUUUCGCAGAAACUUAUGAAGGGGCAUCUCCGACGUCUUCUACGGGGGCUUCUGAAGAUUUUUCCGAAGAAUAUUCUGAAGAGUCUUCCCAUGAGGAUUCCGAGGGGUCCUCCCCAAUGACGCGACAGUUGACGGGUACAUCAUCAUGGUCAGCAUAUUCAAGUUAUUUAAUGUGGAAUAUGCUACUCUUCGUUUCUUGCUUUUCCCUAUUAUAA